This is a messenger RNA of Brenthis ino (lesser marbled fritillary), 1221 nucleotides long. NCBI's taxonomy places the organism in Eukaryota, Metazoa, Arthropoda, Insecta, Lepidoptera, Nymphalidae. The record is from the annotation of a GenBank genome assembly.
AUGAAUAACGGGGAGGUUGGAGGAUCCCGAGGCAGAGGCCGUGGUUGGCAACAUCCCGACAACAAACCUCGUGAGCUUCGCCGGCCUAAAUCUGUGGCUGAUGAUACAAAAGUCGAACCAUCUAAGUCAAAAUUAUCAGCAGAAGCCAAAGAAUGGUACCCACCCAACUAUGUUGCUCAAGCUCCAGUAGUGUAUGCACCGGACCCUCACAGAUUACCACGUUUUUCUGUACAAGAUAGGAUAAGGCAGGCCCAAGACCAAGAUCCUUACAAUUUUGAAGAUAUGUCGUAUUCACUUGAAGAAACUGAUAUGAAUUUAAGGGAGAAUAUAGCCAACUUGAUAACAGUUAUGUGUGAGAUAACAUUUGACCCAGGCAAGUUUGACACCUUAUGUGGUCCAUUGGUGGAUUCUUUUAUUUUGACUUUAAAUGAUGCUAACUACACUCGCCCACUCGUUGAAGCUAUUGUUAAUCAGUCAAUUGCUGAAGCAAACUUCCGUUACAAUGGAGCUCGUCUAUGCUCCAUGUACGACUCGGUGGCUUCUCCAGAAGACUCUACUUUCCGUGCAUGUCUGCUUGAGCGUUGCUUGGCAGAAGAGAAUAAAAUCAUUAGUGGUCAUGAGACUUCAGAGGAAAAUAUGCGUGGAUUUGCUAUGUUUUUAGCUGAAAUAUAUACACAGCUGGAAGAUAGUCAGGGAGGAAGAAUCAGGUCAUUAGGUGAAAGCCUUUGUAAGGUAUUUUUACACCUGUUAGAUACUGACAAAGAAACCAAUAUAAAAGCAGUGUGUCAAUUAUUGAAACUGUCAGGAAUAGCCCUGGACGCGGACUGCCCGGCGAGCAUGCACUUGGCGUUCGAGCGGCUCAAGUACCGCUCGCACAUGCCGAGCGUGCGGCACGUGCUGGCGCUGCGGGCGUCGCGCUGGGGAGUGGCCGACAGUGAGCCCGACUCGCGCCUGCAGGCCGACUCGCGUCGUCGACACCCUACUAGUGUGACGAACUCGCACGCGAGCGCGGAGGCGGAGCUGGUGGGCUACCUGGCGGACGGGCAGGCGCUCACGCUGGAGGAGUGCAACUUCCUGCAGAGCAACCUGCCGCCCAAGCCCGCCGCCCUCGACGACGACAUACUGGAGGAGUUAGAAAACGAGGCGUGGGACACCGGCAUGGACGAGGAGAUGCAGAUCGGCUACCUCGAGUUCCUCAAGAUGUCCAACCAGAUCAAGCGA